UGUUACGGCACCUCAAAAUUCAGCACACGAUCGUGGACUUAUGACUGGACACGACGAGAGGACGAGGACCGAUACCGAUAGCGAAACUACGAAGAGCAAAGAUGAUCAGCAGGCGUUUGCAUUUGGGGGCUCACCCCCGCCGCCAUCCAGAGAGAAGCCCUUGUCUUACGAGGGGGAACUGUGCCAGCAUGACGUCGCCACAGCCGCAGGCAGCCCCAUAGCUUCUGGUGCCGUUCCACUUGAUAAUGGUGACCGUUACACCUUUGGGGGCGUGACAGGAAAGAGAAUAGUUCAGCGGCUGCCGCCAGCGACCC
Molecule: messenger RNA, 314 nt
Organism: Amoebophrya sp. A120
Lineage: Eukaryota; Dinophyceae; Syndiniales; Amoebophryaceae
Source: the annotation of a GenBank genome assembly